This is a messenger RNA of Lampris incognitus (smalleye Pacific opah), 2968 nucleotides long. RefSeq names its product STT3 oligosaccharyltransferase complex catalytic subunit A (gene stt3a). The transcript has 18 exons. The coding region runs from base 92 to 2209 and encodes 705 amino acids. Gene Ontology annotation, molecular function: dolichyl-diphosphooligosaccharide-protein glycotransferase activity. Gene Ontology annotation, cellular component: membrane. NCBI's taxonomy places the organism in Eukaryota, Metazoa, Chordata, Actinopteri, Lampriformes, Lampridae. The record is from RefSeq and is a predicted model, not a curated record. Gene Ontology annotation, biological process: post-translational protein modification.
GCGGGCGCCGAGGGUUGGGUUGUGAGAAGCGUAUGUAUGAGUUAGCGGAGCGGAGUGGGUAGUACGGUGAGCUGACCCUUACCCUUUCAAGAUGACCAAGUUGGGCUUCCUGCGACUGUCCUAUGAGAAACAGGACACACUGCUGAAGCUGCUCAUCCUGUCGAUGGCUGCUAUCCUCUCGUUUUCAACCAGACUUUUCUCUGUGUUGAGGUUUGAAAGUGUCAUCCAUGAGUUUGAUCCGUACUUCAACUACCGCACCACCCGCUUCCUGGCAGAGGAAGGAUUCUACAAGUUUCACAACUGGUUUGAUGAUCGGGCAUGGUAUCCCCUGGGGAGAAUCAUUGGGGGCACCAUUUAUCCAGGACUGAUGGUCACCUCUGCUGCCCUGUAUCACACCCUACAUUUUUUCCACAUAACGAUUGACAUCCGGAACGUCUGUGUCUUCCUCGCUCCCUUGUUCUCCUCUUUUACUGCCAUUGUCACCUACCAUUUCACCAGAGAGCUUAAGGAUGCAGGUGCUGGGCUCUUGGCUGCAGCAAUGAUUGCAGUGGUGCCUGGUUAUAUCUCUCGUUCUGUGGCCGGUUCCUACGAUAAUGAAGGUAUCGCCAUCUUUUGCAUGCUGUUGACCUACUACAUGUGGAUCAAGGCUGUCAAAACGGGCUCUGUGUACUGGUCGUCUAUCUGUGCUUUGGCUUAUUUCUACAUGGUGUCCUCCUGGGGUGGCUACGUAUUCCUGAUCAACCUGAUUCCCCUCCAUGUGCUGGUCUUGAUGCUCACAGGCCGAUUCUCGCACCGCAUCUACGUUGCAUACUGCACUGUUUACUGCUUGGGCACCAUCCUCUCCAUGCAGAUCUCUUUUGUGGGUUUCCAGCCAGUGCAGUCAUCAGAACACAUGGCUGCCUUUGGUGUGUUUGGCUUAUGCCAGAUUCAUGCCUUUGUGGACUACCUGCGCAGCAAGCUCAAUGCCCAGCAAUUUGAGGUGCUGUUUAAGAGUGUCAUUUCCCUCGUGGGUUUCAUCCUCCUGUCUGUGGGAACUGUCCUCAUGCUGACUGGUAAAAUCUCUCCAUGGACGGGUCGCUUCUACUCCCUUCUGGACCCCUCUUAUGCCAAGAACAACAUCCCAAUCAUCGCCUCUGUCUCUGAGCACCAGCCCACCACUUGGUCCUCCUACUACUUUGACCUGCAACUCCUGGUCUUCAUGUUCCCAGUGGGUCUGUACUAUUGCUUCAACAACCUAUCCGAUGCAAGGAUCUUCAUCAUCAUGUAUGGCGUUACCAGCAUGUACUUCUCAGCGGUCAUGGUGCGUCUGAUGUUGGUGCUUGCCCCGGUCAUGUGCAUCCUGUCAGGCAUUGGCGUGUCCCAGGUGCUGACCACCUACAUGAAGAACCUGGACGUCAGUCGGCCGGACAAGAAGAGCAAGAAGCAGCAGGACUCCACCUACCCAAUCAAAAACGAGGUUGCCAGUGGUAUGAUUCUGGUCAUGGCCUUCUUCCUCAUUACAUACACUUUCCAUUCUACGUGGGUGACCAGCGAGGCCUACUCCUCUCCCUCCAUUGUGCUGUCGGCCCGAGGUGGCGAUGGCAGCCGCAUCAUCUUCGAUGACUUCAGAGAGGCUUACUACUGGCUUCGCCACAACACCCCCGAGGAUGCCAAAGUCAUGUCAUGGUGGGAUUAUGGCUACCAGAUAACUGCCAUGGCGAAUCGAACCAUCCUAGUGGACAACAAUACGUGGAACAACACACACAUCUCCAGAGUGGGUCAGGCCAUGGCAUCCACAGAGGAAAGGGCUUAUGAGAUAAUGCGAGAGCUAGAUGUAAGCUACGUCCUGGUGAUCUUCGGAGGACUGACAGGCUAUUCCUCAGACGACAUCAACAAAUUCCUGUGGAUGGUGCGUAUCGGGGGGAGUACAGACACAGGCAAGCACAUCAAGGAGCACGACUACUACACCCCGACCGGGGAGUUCAGAGUGGACCGCGAGGGCUCACCUGUCCUGCUCAACUGCCUUAUGUACAAGAUGUGCUACUACCGCUUCGGCCAGGUCUACACAGAGGCCAAGCGCCCACCUGGCUAUGAUAGAGUGAGAAACGCUGAGAUUGGGAACAAAGACUUCGAAUUGGAUGUUUUGGAGGAGGCCUAUACAACAGAGCACUGGCUGGUUAGAAUAUACAAGGUGAAAGACCUGGACAACCGAGGGCUCUCAAGGACAUAGAGCGGCCAUUCCCUCAUCAGCAGUCACAAACCCUUUUAGCGCAAAGCACUGAACACCUUCUCCUGUGGUUAGCAGAUGAAUGGGAAAUGGGUACUUUUUAUACUUCCGUUGGGGGAGAGGAAUUGCAGCAGAGAUUUUGUUUUGUGGGUUUUUUUUUUUUAAUUUUGUUACAGUGAAAUGUUUCAUCUGGGGACAGGGAAGUGUUGCUGAAAUGUCCAAUUGUCGAGAGGUUCUGUCUGCAAUCGAAUGGCCAAAAGAUACGCUGUGCAUUUAAGAGCUAUGGAUUUUUACAAUGUGAUUGAUUAAAUGAGAUAAAUGUGAUCCAAGAUGUUAUUUUUUGUUUUAUUUUGUGGGGCAAAAGUAACUGGGCAAUAGUUUUCUUAUAAUUUGUUAAAGCUGCUAUGAAGAGGAAUUUAGAGCAUGGCAAACAUCAGUGGUUUGACAUAUUUCCAGAUGAAACAAUGGUUGGAUGGGAUUUUGUAAGGGAAGAGGAUUUGAUUUCACUGACGGCCAGUAACGGCCGGGUAUAUUUAGAAGAACGUGGCUGUCAGUAUGCUAUUGGCUAGUUUCUGUUUGUAGAAGAUCACUCGUCUUCUCUCUAUUGCUUCCAUUCAAUGGACAUUUUGUUAGUGUACGCCUCCAAGUGCAGGUUAAUAUUACUAAAAACAUUGUAUUUUUCAGGGGAAAAAAAUAUUCUUAUAAGCACAAAAACAAAAAAUUUUGUCAACUUAUACAUAUAAAGCGCAGAAAGUGACAAGA